UUACUAGCAGUCUUGCUCUUUGCAACUCCCACUCAUGCCUUCGGCGCAGGAAACAUUGCUUCCAUCUCAAAGAUUGAAGGCAAGAACUGGCGCCAUGGUGACAUUGAAGAUAUGCUCAAGACAGUCGACUGUCUGAAGAAACACAAGUGGACUUCGAUGAUGAUCAAGCGCGUCUACUUUGGUAAUUGGCUCCGUGACUACAGUCAGGCUGUAGACGUCGGCACUCUAAAGGGUGUUCCUGCCAGCACGAUUCGUAUUCUUGUCUGGGUCCUCGCCUUUAUGAGCUUCGGUUAUGCCACGGGCGAAUUCGAGGUCACUGAAGAACGUCUUGGUGUUUACCGGCCAGAGGAGCAUAUAGACAACCCCAAGGAUUAUGCCGACAACAUUGAUGCAAGACAGUACGAUCAACGUCUGCGUGGACCAGUUUCACGCGAGGAGCUUGCAAUUGAUCCUGAUACUGGUAUGAAGAACUACAUCGCCAACGAGCGUGGUGAUUGGGCCACUUCCUCGGGCUAUGUCAGAUACAGCUUCAAGAGAGCCAUUCACUAUGGCCGUAUGUAUACUCACGGCAGCAACAAAGGUGAUGAAAAGGAUCUGUGUGAGGCUCUUCGUUGUCUGGGUCAAGCUUUGCACUGUAUGGAGGACUUUGGUGCACAUACAAACUACACAGAGCUGGCUCUUCGCGAGCUUGGACACCACAACGUCUUUCCUCAUGUAGGCGCCAACACCGAGAUCAACCUUCGAGGAAAGAGAGUCUUCCCUCUGGUCACUGGAACUUUCGGUGGUGUUGACUUUAUGCACUCCGUCCUUGGUGAGGCCACCGACCAUGUCACCCAAAGCGAGGUUGAUGAGAUGCAGAGUGCCCUGAAUAAUGCUUCUGCUGAAGGGAAGCGGUCCGGAUCAGGUCCCUCAGGCGAGGUCUCCGGUCUGGUCAGUCUGCUGUCAAAGGUUCCUGGUACAAGCUCUCUAUGCCAAGAGGCUGUCCGUCUGCAAUCCGAGUCUGAUCAGUACGCGGCUCAGAAUGCUGGUGCGGGUGCUCGUGGCUUUGACGAUGGUGGCUACAGUCAGGAUCGUGCCUGGAACCCAGUUGCUUCUGCCAACAACACUGCGGAUCCUCAAGCUAUCGUCGCCAAAAUCUACCCCAUCUUGGUCUUCCGCGAUAACGUGGUUCGUUCCAUCAGCAACAUCGUCUCCAAGAUUCCUGGUCUGGAGAGUCUGAUUGAGAAAAUCACCGAAAAGGUCACACUGACAGUCAUGGGUCUGCUUGCUCCUUACAUCACCCCCUUGAUUGCUGCCGCUUCUAGCAGUCUUAAGCAGGGCAGCUCCAGUGUCGUCGACGCCAGUGGCAAGCAUCAGUACGAAGUCUGGACCGACCCCUUCAGCACUGACCCUACCCACUCUCUGCUAUCCAAGGACCAUUUCAGCAACAUCUUGAACGAACCCGCUGGUAAGGUUGCCGCUUGUAUCUUGCAGUAUGUUGCCCCUCGUGUCAUAUACGCUUUCGACCAUCCAGAUGUGCCGGAAGAUGAGGUUCUCAACGACGUUCUUCGCGCCUUCCACCACCCUGCAAUCCGCGACCCUCACUGCGAGAUACAAAAGAGCAUGUUUGCAGUUGUCGAGGACUGGGCUCGUUCGCGUCAUGAUCUUGACAGAGUUCUCAGCUCCGAGAGCGUCAAGGCCGGACACAAUCACACAGGUGGCGCAAACCCUCACCUUCACUCACACGGC
Messenger RNA from Aureobasidium namibiae CBS 147.97, 1728 nucleotides. Its product is annotated as heterokaryon incompatibility Het-C. The annotation marks the transcript as partial. The transcript has 4 exons. NCBI's taxonomy places the organism in Eukaryota, Fungi, Ascomycota, Dothideomycetes, Dothideales, Saccotheciaceae. The record is from RefSeq and is a predicted model, not a curated record.